Molecule: messenger RNA, 1061 nt
Organism: Populus nigra (black poplar)
Lineage: Eukaryota; Viridiplantae; Streptophyta; Magnoliopsida; Malpighiales; Salicaceae
Product: proteasome subunit alpha type-6-like
Exons: 9
Coding region: 81-821 (246 amino acids)
Biological process (GO): ubiquitin-dependent protein catabolic process
Cellular component (GO): proteasome core complex, alpha-subunit complex; nucleus; cytosol
Source: RefSeq, a predicted model, not a curated record
UUCAACGAGUCAGUUCUCUCUCUAUUAAAACUUUGUUUUUUUUUAUCAGAAGCAAAUCGCUGAAAACCCAGAGAGAGAGAAUGAGCAGAGGAAGCGGAGCUGGAUAUGAUCGGCAUAUCACCAUAUUCUCCCCUGAAGGCCGCCUCUUUCAAGUCGAGUAUGCGUUCAAGGCAGUGAAGGCAGCUUCCACCACUUCCAUUGGAGUUCGUGGCAGCGAUUCUGUAUGUGUUGUUACUCAAAAGAAGGUUCCGGACAAGCUUUUGGAUCAGACUAGUGUUACUCACCUUUUCCCUAUUACCAAGUUCCUUGGAUUACUGGCCACCGGCAUUACUGCUGAUGCAAGGAAUUUAGUGCAACAAGCAAGGAAUGAAGCGGCGGAGUUUAGGUUUAGAUAUGGGUAUGAAAUGCCUGUGGAUGCAUUAGCCAGAUGGAUAGCAGACAAAUCGCAAGUUUAUACACAGCAUGCAUAUAUGAGACCUCUUGGAGUAGUUGCUAUGAUUUUGGGUAUUGAUGAAGAGAACGGGCCUCAGCUUUACAAGUGUGAUCCAGCUGGCCACUUUUAUGGUCACAAGGCUACAAGUGCUGGAUUGAAAGAACAAGAGGCUAUCAAUUUCCUGGAAAAGAAAAUGAAAAAUGACCCUGCUCUCUCCUAUGAGGAAACUGUGCAGACUGCUAUUUCUGCUCUGCAAUCUGUUCUCCAAGAGGAUUUCAAGGCAACUGAGAUAGAGGUGGGAGUUGUGAGAACUGGUGACUGUGUUUUUAGAGUGCUGUCCACCGAGGAAAUUGAUGAACAUUUAACUGCUAUCAGUGAACGUGAUUGAUCUAUGGAGCAAUCAGAGCCACUUGGGGAAAUGUUGCUAUAAUUUGAAGUUAUCCAAACAUUCUUACUUAAUUAUGGAGUUUGACAGGAAAAGGAAGAGUUGGAAACAUUGUUUUGAAUUGUAUUCCAAGAUCCCUCCCAAUAUUUGUUAAAUUGCCAAAUCAUGUUUCCAUUAUUGACAUUUCUGCAGUUUUCUGUCUGCUGUCUUCCAUGAAAUGAUAACGGAUCGGUUUAGGGAGAA